GUGUGGAGAGCAGUGCAGAGUCGUGCUGAAGUGCUGAACUUCAAUUUUCCCUGUUUUUAGCUUUUAGCGAGCGAUUUCUCCGAGAAUGGACGACCCCGUGAGCGAGUACACGGCCCGGCUCCUGCAGCAGGAAAAGGAGAUCAAGCUCCUCUCAGCCGAGAUAGAGCGGCUAAAGGACCCACAGAGCCUGGACUUUUCUUCCACAGGCCUUGAUGAGCUGAGGGAGGAGAACACCAGGCUAAAGUACCGUCUCAACAUCCUAAAGAAGAGCCUGCAGGAAGAGCGGAGCUCCAACAGCAAGAGCAUGACCAACAUCAACCAGCGACUCCAGGAGAUCUUUGGGGAUGCCAUCAGUGUCGCCUACCCUGAUCUGGAAGACCCACCACUAGCUGUCACUCCCAACCAGCAGGCCAAGUUUGGGGAUUACCAGUGCAACAGUGCCAUGGCAAUGGCUCAGAUGAUGAAGUCUAAGGGACAGAAGGUUAACCCUAGAGAGAUAGCAGAGAAGAUUGUCCAAAACAUUCCUGACAACGAGUUGAUUGAGAAAACAGACAUUGCUGGACCAGGAUUUAUUAAUGUUCACCUCAAGAAGACAUUUGUGUCGAAGCUUCUCACAAACAUGCUUAUGAAUGGAGUGCAGCCUCCAACCUUAGAUAAGAAAAAGAGGGUAAUAGUUGAUUUCUCCUCUCCAAACAUUGCGAAGGAGAUGCAUGUGGGUCACUUGCGAUCUACCAUCAUAGGAGACAGCAUGUGCCGCCUCUUUGAGUUCCUCGGUCAUGAUGUCUUGAGGUUGAACCAUGUCGGAGACUGGGGAACGCAGUUCGGAAUGCUCAUCGCUCACUUGCAGGACAAGUUCCCAGAUUAUCUGAGUAUUUCCCCACCAAUCUCAGAUCUUCAGGCUUUUUACAAAGAGUCUAAGAAGCGCUUCGAUGAUGACCAAGAGUUUAAGAAGAGGGCCUAUCAGUGUGUGGUCCGGCUGCAGAGCAAAGAGCCAGAUUUCAUCAAGGCCUGGAACCUCAUUUGUGACGUGUCCAGGAAAGAGUUCCAGAGAGUGUACGACUGCUUGGGCAUCCAGAUCAUCGAACGAGGGGAGUCCUACUACCAGGACAGGAUGACUGCAGUGGUGAAGGAGUUUGAGGAGAAAGGCCUGGUGGAGUUGGAUGAGGGCAGGAAGAUAGUGUUCACUCCAGGUCAGUCCAUCCCCCUGACGGUGGUGAAGUCUGACGGGGGCUACACCUACGACACAUCGGACCUGGCAGCCCUCAGGCAGCGUCUCUUUGAAGAGAAGGCUGACAUCAUCAUCUAUGUGACAGACAGUGGCCAGGCCAUGCACUUCCAUGUGGUGUUUGCUGCAGCUCAGCACAUUGGCUGGUACGACCCCAAGGUCACACGUGUAGAACAUGCAGGCUUUGGAGUGGUGCUAGGAGAGGACAAGAAGAAGUUUAAAACCCGCUCUGGGGACACGGUUAGGCUAAUGGACUUGCUCGAGGAGGGCUUGAAGAGAUCCAUGGACAAACUCAAAGAGAAGGAGAGAGAUAAGGUUCUGACCCCAGAAGAGCUGGCGCUAGCGCAGCAUGCCGUCGCUUUCGGCUGCAUCAAAUACGCCGACCUGUGCCACAAUCGCAUCAACGACUACGUCUUCUCCUUUGACAAGAUGCUGGACGACAGGGGCAACACGGCAGCCUACCUUCUCUACGCCUUCACUCGCAUCAGGUCUAUAGCCAGGCUGGCUAACAUCAAGGAAGCCGCUCUGCGCAAAGCGGCCGAGACCUGCGAGAUCGUCCUGGAGCACGAGAAGGAGUGGAAGCUGGGCAAGUGCAUCCUGCGCUUCCCUGAGAUCCUGCAGAAGAUCCUGGAUGACCUGCUGCUGCACACGCUGUGCGACUACCUCUACGAGCUGGCCACCACCUUCACAGAGUUUUAUGACAGCUGCUACUGCGUGGAGAAGGACCGGCAGACAGGGGAGGUGGUCAAAGUCAACAUGUGGAGGAUGCUCCUGUGCGAGGCCACAGCUGCUGUUAUGGCGAAGGGCUUUGACAUAUUGGGCCUCAAACCGGUCCAGAGGAUGUGACCUCGUUGUUGCCUUGACCACAAGCUCUUUUUGCCAACAAUAAAUGUCCGGUUGGAUUUUAUGGUAAAACGAAUAAAACCCAAAUGACUCCUUGUAAA
This is a messenger RNA of Astyanax mexicanus (Mexican tetra), 2169 nucleotides long. RefSeq names its product arginyl-tRNA synthetase 1 (gene rars1). Gene Ontology annotation, biological process: arginyl-tRNA aminoacylation. The record is from RefSeq and is a predicted model, not a curated record. The transcript has 15 exons. Gene Ontology annotation, molecular function: arginine-tRNA ligase activity; ATP binding. Bases 86 to 2071 code for a protein of 661 amino acids. Lineage: Eukaryota; Metazoa; Chordata; Actinopteri; Characiformes; Acestrorhamphidae. Gene Ontology annotation, cellular component: cytoplasm.